AGCUCGGCCGCCUAGCUAUAUUGUACACCCAUAAAAAAAUAUAGAGCGAUCGCGAGUGUACAUUUUGUACUCCGCCGGACGUCGAUGUGGAUGACGACAGCACUUGUGUUUCAAUGAAGACAAGAUGAGAUGACGUUGGUUAAUUAAAGAAGUGAAGGAGUUAGUGAAUGGCUGUUAUGAAGACGAUCCCUGGUGCUGACUGUUGCGCAAUCCACCAGCCAUGGGCAUGGUUACCAGCUGCUGUGGACGGAGGCCUAAGAAGUCCCGCCUCCAUAGCGAACAUGAUCUCAUGUCACCAAACAAGAAGCGUCCUCGUCGUGACAUCAGUGCUACGUACAGUGCCAAUGACUUUGUCAUGACACUGGAUCAGCUUAACAUCAACCAGGCAACAGAAGAAGAGCUUAUGACUCUUCCAACUAUCACCCGCAACAUUGCCCGCAACAUAAUCCAAUACCGCAACCACAUUGGUGGGUUUCGGAAAGCAGAAGAUCUAGCUCUUGUGUCUGGAGUAGGUGCCAAUAAACUUGCUUUAAUUCGGAUGGAGAUAUAUUGUGGGAAAUAUGAUCCUGGCAGUUACUCUACACCAUCUUCUAGUCGGAAGAGUAGCCACCGUUUAAACGCACUCUUGAAACAGAGUAGUGAAAUAAAAGUGGAUGUUAACAAAGCUACAGCAACGGAUCUGUGCAAAGUAUCCGGAAUUGGAACAGAUUUAGCUCAGCGUAUUGUAGAAUAUAGAAAUGAAGUUGGCCAGUACAAAUUUCUUACAGAUGUUAGCAAAGUACCUGAAAUAGGAACUUACUAUUUUGAAAAGAUCAGGCACUGCUUGACUAUAGAUGAUAAUGAAAGCACUUGUAGCACAUCAACUACCGUGUCUAUUAUCGAAGACUUCUCCUCAGACUCUCUGCCAAUCUUGCGAGACCGGGAAAGACCCAAUGGAACCUUGCCGUCUGGAUUUGGUGGAUCCAAAAAAGUCCAUGUGACAUCCGCAACACAGACUGACAAUGUAUCAAUGCCUACCCCAUUUGCCACCAUACCAAGGAGAAAAGGAAGGAUGAUGGUACGACGUACCCCUUCUCACAGGAUUGGUAGAGUGCGUGUUGCAUCGUGGAACCUUCAGAAAUUAAGCCUGGAAAAAAUUAGAAACCCGGGAGUGAGAGAAGUCAUUUGCAUGACCUUACUGGAAAAUGGACUCAGCCUACUAGCUUGCCAAGACAUUGUAGACAGUACUGCUCUAGAUGAGAUCUGUGCUGAAUUAAACAAUCCUAGUCUAGGACCUGUGAAGGCCUGGUCUGGACAUCGUGGGGCUUGGACCUGCAUCACAGCUUACUCUGAAGAUAAGCAGGGCCAGAGUGCUGGAACGUGUGGUUACCUGUGGGAUACCAGUCAACAUGUACGUCUGAAGCAUUCCUACAGACUGAAACCAUCGUCUAACCGAACCAUCUCAACCCCCUCAGCAGGCAGGGUUCCUUUCUUGGGACGCUUUGCUGUACUCCAUGCUGAGAUUGCCAUCCUCAAUGUACCUUUCCCUGCAGAUGAUCAGAUCAACAAUGAUGAUGAUGAUGAUAUCCUGUCAGUAGAAGCAAUAGGCCGGACCAUCGAACAGUACUUCCCGGACAAGGAGAGCAUGAUCAUAGCAUCAGAUAAUUUCCCAGGUCAUGACUUCUCUGACCUUUCACCUUUGACCUCUUGUGGCUUCAUCCAUGUGUCACCGAAGGGUCAGAUGCCAAAUGGAGUUGACCAUUCACCAGAUCUCAAGCACACCAAUAAUCUUUUCUUCAGCAAUGAGCUACAGAAAUGCUUCAGAGGGUCAUGUGGUGUUAUCAAGGAAGGCCUUUCACAUCCACUCAUACCAGCAGGCUGGACCUGGGGAGGACUGGUGUCAGAUCACUCUUUAGCCUGGGCAGAGCUCAUCUUUCAAUUAUGAUAACUACACUAACUUCACUGAGAGGGGAUGAAGACUGGUGUGAUGCCAUGGACCUGGGAGGACUGUGUGUCUAAUCACUCUGUGGUAUAGACAGAGCUCAUCUUCACAUACGAACUUUCUCUUGAGAUGGGAUAAGAGUGGUGUGGAGACAUGUCUAUGAUAGUGUGUGUGUAUAAAUACUUUUUGCUUGUAACUUAAUCAUAUUUGGGAAAUUUUAAGAAAUUACCUUUUUUAAAGAAUUAUGUGAGAUACGGUUACUGCAUUUAUGGUGAAAGAAAGUCAUUUUGUGACAGAAUAAAACUUGUGCAUUCAGUAUGUGUUGGUGGCAUUCUCAAUUUAGUAGCAUAUGAAUACUAUUUAAUUGUAUGAUAAUUAAUUGAUAUAUUUAUUAAUGAAUUACUAUAGAACAAGUGACUUGGCCAUUUUGAUCAAAGAGGACUUCCAUUGUGAGCUGAUUUAGAUAAUCUUACCAAUCCACACUGAUCGUACAUCUUGGCCAUGUUUCAUGAAACUUUUCUUAAUAAGGCUGCGACGAGUAGUCAAAUACUCGCACCGUUAACAACUACUCAAGUAUGAUUUCUCGUACUCGAAUAUUCGGCCGCCAUUU
This is a messenger RNA of Strongylocentrotus purpuratus (purple sea urchin), 2531 nucleotides long. RefSeq names its product endonuclease/exonuclease/phosphatase family domain-containing protein 1 (gene eepd1). Gene Ontology annotation, biological process: DNA repair. The record is from RefSeq and is a predicted model, not a curated record. Bases 221 to 1924 code for a protein of 567 amino acids. Gene Ontology annotation, cellular component: plasma membrane. Gene Ontology annotation, molecular function: DNA binding. Lineage: Eukaryota; Metazoa; Echinodermata; Echinoidea; Camarodonta; Strongylocentrotidae. The transcript is spliced from 8 exons.